UCACAGACUUCUCUGAGCACUAGAGGGCAGCACUGCAGCAUGGACGUGGAUGUGAGCCGUAACGUCGAGGCGGCGAGGAAGAGGAACAAACAGGAAGAUGCAGAGGGCAGCUGAUGGUGCUGACAGAUCUCAGCUUCUAUGCUCCAACUAAGGACAUCUGAAGAAGAAGAAAGUAGCUGUGAAAUUUCCCAACUCAGACAAGCAGUGUUGCAAAACAAUGCCAGACUCCUCAAUGAGAUGCUCUGCCAAGAAAUCUAUAAGAAGGUCAUCAACUGCAGAGGUGGCUGGGGCAUCGCAGGCACGCCUCUCCACGCUGCCGUGUCCAAAGGCCAUCUCAGCUGUCUGCAGGUUCUGCUAGCCCACGGCGCCCUCGUAGACUGUGCUGAUGUCAAGGCUCAGACGCCUCUCUUCGCAGCCGUCCGUGGGAAGUACCUAGACUGUGUCUUAGCGCUCCUCGGAGCUGGCGCAAACCCCAACGGGAGCUCGGCCAACAACUGCUCCCCCGUCCUCACAGCUGCUCGGGAGGGGGAUGUGGAGAUAUUAAAGGAACUGCUUAAACACGGCGCAGAGGUGAAUUCUCGCUCUAAAGUUUUGCUCUGGACUUCCAGUGCCAGGGUGUCCAGCGGGCCGCUCUACCUGGCUGCCGUCUAUGGACACAUGGAGUGUUUCAAACUGCUGCUCCUCUACGGGGCAGACCCGGAUUAUAACUGCACAGAUGCAAAGCUGCUGAGUUCUAUCAAGCAGCCCAAAACUGUGCUGGAGAUGUGCCUCAGGCAUGGCUGCGGCGUGGAGUACGUCCAGCUCCUGAUCGACUUCGGUGCUAACGUCUACCUCCCAACGCUGAUCAUCGAGAAGUCCACCAAGCAGAACGAGGCUGUGGAGCUGCUUCUGGAGGAAAGAGGAAAUCCAAAGGCCUUGACUUCACAGUGCCGACUCGCUGUCCGAAGAUACCUCAAAAAGAUCAACAAGAUCCACUGUAUCGAUCAGCUGGACAUGCCGACGAGUCUCAUAAACUUCUUGCAACACAAACAAGUCCCAGUCACUGUCCUGUAGAUAAUUGAGCCGGAGAUAUGCGAUAGAAAAUGUUAUUUGAGCUAAAGCGUUUGUUUGGCUUGUAGACUACCUUUACCUUUUUUUAAAACAAAUGAAUUCUGUUUAUUCAUGUGCUGUUCUCUUAAGAGUGCUUCUUAAGUCGAAACAUUAAAUGUGUGGAUAAGUGUGUGUACUUAUGUUUUAUUACUUGUACUUACCCUGCAGUUAGUGUUGAAAAAACGCUCUGAAGGAGUUCUUUGUCACAUGUUCAUCACAAGUUAGUUGCUCCUUUUAGAAGAGCUGCUUGCCUCUGUCUAUUUAAAUACAUGCACGAGUGCUUAAAAUGAAUCAGUAUGUGUGCACACAGAGUGAAACUGUGGUCUAAGAUAAUGUUCAAAAUAACCACAUCCAAGCAAAUCAAAUAAAAACAAACACAUAAAUGA
Messenger RNA from Larimichthys crocea (large yellow croaker), 1475 nucleotides. Its product is annotated as ankyrin repeat and SOCS box protein 12. Gene Ontology annotation, molecular function: protein binding. The coding region runs from base 139 to 1053 and encodes 304 amino acids. NCBI's taxonomy places the organism in Eukaryota, Metazoa, Chordata, Actinopteri, Sciaenidae. The record is from RefSeq and is a predicted model, not a curated record. Gene Ontology annotation, cellular component: ubiquitin ligase complex. The transcript is spliced from 3 exons. Gene Ontology annotation, biological process: intracellular signal transduction; ubiquitin-dependent protein catabolic process; protein ubiquitination.